GGUUAAAUGAAUAGUGCGUUACUACAUGAGUUUGUGACUUCUUCCAUACCGUGUUAUAAAGAUUAAAGACUGUUCCUAACAGUUUAUUUAAUAUCUGAAUCGUCUUACAGAAUGAAUUUCUAGUGACAAUGACUUCAGAAAAUUUUAAUCGGUUACUUUCUCAACAGGCUUCUGACAUUGAAGCUACUGAACGAGAAAUUACCAAGUUAGAAAAAUUUAAGUCAGAUUAUGAAUCUGUAAGCAAUAAAAUUCAAGAGCUGCAGAAAUCAGUUUAUAAAGAAGCAUAUAUCCCAUUCAGUCGUAAAGCAUUAGUUCGAGGUCGUCUAAUCCAUACAAAUGAAUUGUUGGUUUAUCUUGGUGGGACAGAUGAUUAUUUUGCUGAAUUAUCAGUCUACGAAACAGUUCAACUUCUCAGUCGUCGUAUAAAGCAAUUAGAAGUGAAAUUAGAUGGAUUAAAUAAACAAAAAACGCUGUUAAGUGAUAGAAUUGCUUAUACAAAAGGUUUGGUUUCACAAAAAUCAGUUUCUGUAUCAAAGAAUUCUAGUAAUCCGUCAACAAUUGAUCCUAUUUCAGAAUCUUUUGAAAAUGAAAAAGAAAUCGAAAUCAGGGAGGAGUACGAUUCAGAUGCUGAGAUUGAAUGGAAAAAGAAACAUUCUCUUAGUCGAAAACAGGAACGCCUUAAAAAUGCAUCACAGUCCUCUCCGGUGCUUACUACUCGUAAAGUUUCUUUCGAUCUAUCAGAUCAAGUUUUUGAAGAUAAAACUUCCGAUUCAGAAAAAUCACCUACUUCUGAGUCUGAAUUUGAAGAUAAUAACCUAUCGACUAUAUAUUUUAAACAUUCAGAUAUACCUUCAUUAGUCCCAAGAAAGAAAGUUGUCGACCUUUCUACUCUAACUGUUGCAGAAGCUGUGAAUUUCGCCGAUGAGCUGUGUAAAAUACAAGGUGAUAGUAAAAUACUUUCAGUAGAACCAUUCGGUGAUAUAUGUGAACGAGUACCAACUGCGCCCACAGAGCCAAAUACUUCUUCGUCUACUGUAAACACUGAGAAAAAACGAUGUUCCCAGUUUCGUUCAUCUCGUAUGAGAGAUUCUAAACUUUCAUGAGUCUUCAGGUUUCUUCAAUGUUAUCGAUUGUACAUUGUAAAAAUUCACAAGAUUCUUAUUUUUUUUAUUGCAUCAUGACUUAUUUACAGCCUUAAAAAAUAGAAACAUAUGAUUUUGUUCAG
Molecule: messenger RNA, 1225 nt
Organism: Trichobilharzia szidati
Lineage: Eukaryota; Metazoa; Platyhelminthes; Trematoda; Strigeidida; Schistosomatidae
Source: the annotation of a GenBank genome assembly